AUUUGUAUCAUACGCAUCCUAUUAGCUCGGCAUUAUGGGGUUUUAUCCUCCCCGAAUGGCACAAGACUUGAUGAAAGGGUAGAGGAUUACAUUGGUGGACAUGAUUUCAAUUUGCGUGGUUCUUGUUGCUUUCACCGGCCACAAUUUAUCAAUUUUUGCCUUUCGGUGUAAAAUAACAACAUGUUCGUAAUAGCUGUACAUACAGCACACUCUGUUGAGAUAAGAUGGCGGCUAAAGCCCUCAUCUUGACAACAAUGACUGUGUUUUAUCUCGUGACAAAAACGACAACUAUUUCCUGAAGUGCUAUGUACGCACAAUAUGUGGAUCACAUUUCCAUUUUUCUCUUGUAUAACAUCAAAUGUUGCAUCCACAAAUCUUCCACCAGAAACAAAUCAAAGAAACAUGUCGAUGCAGAACUCCUAAUCGCGAUUCAACGUAUCCAUUGGUCAGCGACCGUUUCCGUUCAUUCCUCCUCCGUCAUCGUAGGAACUGGAAGGCCAUCAAAACGAUUGAUACGCCACGAUGGAAAACCCAUCGAAAUGAUAUAAUGCGACGAUUCAAUAAGUACCGUUUGCGGCGCCAGCAGAUUUGUUGGCAAAUUGAAUUCUAAAAUUCCUUCUCUCCCGCUUGGCUUAGCGAGAGCCGACCUCAGUAGCGGUUUUAAUAGCGGAGGUUCCCGCGAGCAUUAUAAGGUGGAAGCCUGGAGGCCAAAAAAAAAAAGGUUUUAUGGGCUGCUUUGUUAGGCAGCAGCAGGCUUCUUUUCGAGGGUUCCUUAUUGUCAUUUCAAAAUGUUUUUUUUUAUUACACACAAAACUGGCGACAUCUGGUCUUGGCAAACGUGUCACGGCCUGCAAGCAAUAACGGGGCUGGGAUUAGUGCGCUCACCACUCACAAACGUCAAGCGUACUGAAGCUGAAUUUGACAAACACUGCCAGCAGCGUCACGAUAACGCUCUCAGACGUAUUGCACUGUCUGAAACUAAAAACAUUGGCUCCUUUUGUAGCAGGGAAACUGAUGGAUUUGCAGCUUCGCCUUGUCUUCCAUUGUCACUUCCUGUAAAUGUCAUGGCCAAGUAUCCUAAAACUUGAUGAAUGACCUAAAAAAACCCGUUCCAGUCAGUCCACGUGAAAGCCAUUAGGGAACCUUCAUUGGAAAUCAAUGGCUUUUUUUUUUUUUUUUUUUGCUCUGGAUCUUCGCUAAUGCUCGUUGAGCAUUUGAGAUAUUACGGGAUGGACGCUAGCUGUGUGUGUCACUGCGGGCUGGCUGGGGUUUCCAUCAAUGUUUUGGCAUCAGCACAUGCAGAUGAGCUUGUCGUUUGCUCCCACGUAGGCCAACAGUUCAAUUGCGGGGGAUUUAAGUGAUUAUUUUUUGAUCAGAACAUCAUGUUUUGGCGCCAUGUGAACUGCUCACUUUCCAUAUGCUCGAAAAACACAAUCCUUCACAUACAGUUGAAACGACCGUAACAACGGUACCGUUUUGGCAACUCGUCCGCGCUUUCAGUAAAUGAAACAUUUUUUUCUAAUGGGUCCCAAAGUGAACUGAAAAUGUGAAAAUCGUUACUGACUUUUUCUGCGUAAACAGGAAGGAAAAAAAUUAAUAAAUCCAGUUUUACCCUGACUUGUGAGUAGGCAUGCGCCAAGAUCAAAUUCUUGCGGUCUGAUAACAGCGAGCAAAAAUAUCACGCUUUCAUGGGAUCACAUGAUUUCAACUGAUCUGAGGCAAGGUAGCUCUUUUCAUACACGAGGUAACUCAAUGUGCUUCGCAGAGUUACCAAACAACAUUUAAAGGCAAACAAACUGAAAGCCUUGAAAAAAAAUAGGGAAAGAUUUAAGACAUUUAAAAGCAAACUCCUCCUUUAGUGACAUCAUUGUUUUCAGAUCGCUUUGGAUUAACAUCAAUGAAUCCAUUAUAUCUUUUAUUUAUUAGAUUUUUUUUUUCCCUUAGGUUGUUAUGUGUACAUAUAGGCGAGGAAAAGCGCGUGCUUACCAGACUUUCCCUGGCACUGAACUUCAGUGCAACAAAUAAUAGUGUGCAAAUUCCCAUUAGGCAAGUCUGAUGUGGUUAAAUGGCGACAGUAGCUCUGAGGCUUUAAAGAUGAGAGACGCUCGGCUCUGAUAGAUGCGCAAAUACGGCAGCAAACGAGAGGCGGGGUGGGUGGGGGGGAUUUUUUUUUCUUUUGUUUUUUUGCGCAAAGCAGUUUCCUGCAGUGGGGAAGUUGGCGUGUUGCCCCUCGUGUGUGACUGGAGGAGGAGGGGAAGGAGGAGUAUCGGGAGGGCGACGGCACGAGCAGAGCGUAAGUGUCGGUGUCUCGGCUGCAUGCGUGAGGAGCGAGCGGCGAGAGCCGGGGAGGAGGAAGGCGUUUUGUUUCUGGUGGAAUUAAGUCAAGAGGAAUGUUCUGCUUGAGGGCCGUGUCUAAUCUGGACGAGGAGAGCAAGUGGACGGUUCACUACACGGCGCCGUGGCACCAACAGGAGAACGUCUUCCUGCCGGGCAGCAGGCCGCCCUGCGUGGAGGACCUCCACCGCCAGGCCAAAGUCAACCUGAAGAGCGCCCUGCGAGAAUGUGACAAGUUGAGGAAAGAUGGCUUCCGCAGCUCGCAGUACUACUCGCAGGGGCCCACUUUCUCCGACACGCCGCAGUCGGGCAGCAGCCUGCACGAGGACGACGACGACGACGAAAAGAAGGUGAAUUCGCUGGCGUCGUCGGCAGAGGACGAACAGUCGCAGCUAUCCGCGAGGCCGCAGACGCCCAGCGACAAGGCCGACCUCUCGGAGGUCGAUUCGACCAAAGCCCCCACACUGCCCACCCCGGAAGAGAGAAUGAGGCAGACGGCGCAGGCUGUGCCCACCGACAUUGUCGCCAUCAACGUCACAGGCGCCGUGUUUGACCGGCAGGCGAGUGUCCGGCGCUCCCUGGUUAGCACCGACACGGUGUCCCGCCGGCCCAAGAAGGUCAAACGCAGAAAGACCAUAUCGGGGCUGCCCGACAACGUCGACCUGGAGCUAGCUGCGAAAGGACACGGCGGAGAGCUACGACCGCAUUCCAUGUUCAUCCCGGGACAGUACUCCACACUUGGCCGCGUGGGGAGCGUCAACUCGGCGCUCCGGCGCUCCCGCACCCGAGAUUCCAGCUGCCAGACCGAGGAAGUGAAAGUCGUCCCGCCAUCCAUGAGGAGAAUCCGCGCUCAGAGAGGACAGGGAAUCGCGGCCCAGAUGGCCGGCAUUUCUACCUCCUCCUCCACCGGCAGCAUAUCCGCCUGCAGCAGCGACAGCUGCGGCAUCCUGAUGCCGCCCUGCCAGCGGAACGGCGAGCGGUCACGAUUCAACAGCCUCCCCCGCCAAGGCGCCAGGGUGUCCCUCAGCGCCGACCCCAUUUACAGCAGCACCCCCAUCAAGGCGGAAGAUGACGGCGCUCCGCGCGGGCAGAUCGGAAAGCUCCGGGCGGACGACACGGCGGUGCACAUGAGGAACACCCCGAGGACGUCCGCCCUGCCCAGACCGAGGUCCCAAGAGGUGAGGCGGACGCAGUCCGGCGAGUCGGCCAGGAGUCCGGCCCGCGUGGUGUCGCCGCACGCAGCCUAUUCCACGUCGCUCGUCCCCAACGCCACGCUGUCCAAUUGGUCCGAAGUGGUCCCUCUCCCCGCCUCGGGGCAGCAUUCCCACCCGCAGGCCCGCGCCUACCCGACGGCUCGGCCUCUUAGCCCGGACCCCCUCGCCCCCGCUUUCGCCCGCAGCACCACCUGUCCGGCGUUGGCCACUCACGAGUCGGAGCGCUCGGACAUCAGCGCGCACAGAACGGACGACGGGUGGAUCUACGACACGCCGGAAAACGCGCCGGCCCCGCGCCAGACGCCGACCUCCAGCUCCUCCGCUGCCAUCAACCAGCUGUUCGCCAGCCCGGAGGCGUCCUCCCGGACAACCACCGAUUCCAGCUCGCUCUACUCUCAAGACAACGACGGCUAUUACACCUCCAUGCACCUGGACUCGGGUCUGCGCUCACGCGGCCGCGGCGACGGGUUGCCGGCCGGCCGGGCGACCCGACACAGCAUGUACGAGUGCCGCGAGAUGGCCGGUCAGGACGAGUACGGGAGCUUGUACCGGGAUCGCUCGCUGUCUCGCAGCAUUUCCCUGCGAAAAUCGACAAAGCCCCCGCCGCCCCCGACUCGCACCGACUCCCUGAGAAGGAAAGCGGAUCCCAAGAAGCCCGCCGGCGGCGCGCUCGACGAGAGUCUGAUCGCCACCCUGCAGCAGAGUCUCCAGCUGGGGCUGCGGUGCGGCAAAGGCGAGGGCGCCUCCCCGCGGUCGCCCUCGCACAGUCCCAGCAGCGACUACGACGACCCCUGGGUGCCGCGGCCGCGGAGUCAAAGCAGCGUUAGCGCCGGCAGCUCGGCGGCGUCGCUCGGCGCCAACGGCGUGUCCAACGCCUACUCGCUUUGCCACGUGACCCCCACCCACAGCGAUACCAGCAGCUUACGAUCCGACUACGCCGACUCUUGGGGUUAUUACAUGGAGUACCCCGGCAACCACGCCGACCGGGGCGCGCAGACCCCGCCGGCUCUCACCGCCGACGGCGCCUCGAUUGGAUCCCGGCCGGGGGAGGAGGAGAACGGAAGCGACGGGCGCGGUCCGACUCCGCUUCAGGAAGAAAGGCUGGCGGCCAAAGCCCAAACGUCCUCCCCGGAACGAGUGCACAGACUGACUUCACCUUCCAGCGGCUACUCCAGCCAGUCCAACACCCCCACUGCCGGAACGCCGGUCCCCUCUGGCGUCAGGUCCACGUCCCCGUCGGGCGGCCGCCCCAGGCCCAAAGUCCCCGAGAGAAAAUCCUCUCUGCCCUCCUCAGUUUCCAUCUCGUCUUCCUCCACCUCCCUCUCCUCCAACACGUCGGACUCUCUCAAGAGCUCCGGGCCUCCCGCCCCGCCGCCCCUACCUCUGACCUCCCGCUCAGCUCCAAGCACCCCCUUCAGCCCGCCGCCACCAUUUCCUCCCUCCCCGGCCCCGAGUUGCUCCACGUCCCCGGAUUUUCCGCCGCCGCCCUCGCCGGAAACGCUGUUCCGCCCCAACGUGUCCCUCGACGGGCGCUUUAGUCCUCCGCCGCCACCUCCGCCUCCCGCGUACCUCGCGCCGCCUCGGCGACCUCCCCCGCCGCCCGCUUCCGCCUCGUCUCCCGUGGCGGCGGCGGCGCCGAAAGCCGUGCUUCCCCACGGUCCCGCAAAGUCGCCCGCGCCCCUCAUCACGCCGUUUGCCCUGCAGAGCGUUCACCUGCGCUCGGUGCGACGGAAAGAGGAGACCGAGAGCUACCGGGAAUCGGAGGGGUCGGUGUCGAAGCUCCCGGACGAGCGCGGGAUCGAAUGCGAUACGCCUGACGGUCCCGUCGGCGGCGGGAAAGCCGAGGAGCAGAGCCGCGACCGGAUCGGAGAAGGGCAGAAAGCGGUGCCGAGCGACCGCUGCUCCCCCGUCAAACAGAAGCCCCCCAUUGUCGCCAAGAAACCCAAAUUCUGUUUUGUCCCGCCGCUGAGCUGCCAGGAAGCCAUCCCGUCUCCGUGCGAAGACGAAACCUCGCAAUCACGCAAGCAAGAGACAACGGAGACGGAGACGCGAGAGCAGGACGAACAAAGUUCCGCAGAAAUCCGGGAUGACCGUCUUAUCUCCGGCGACUUGGACCGGGAACCCUUCCGGAACGGAGACGCCCGCACCGACGAGGACGAGGACGGCGGCGCGAGCAGUCCGGUGGACUCCGUCAGCUCCAAGGAGGACGACGCAGGCGACGUGUUUGACUCCAACACGGACGAGAGGUCGCCCUCGCCGUCGCUCAACGGGACCCCAGAGACGGGGAGCAUGGUCACCCCCACCCCCACGCGGACCACCGAGGACCUCUUUGCCGUCAUCCACAGGUCCAAGCGAAAGGUCCUGGGUCGCAAAGAGUCCGAAGAGGACAAGCCCCGGUCGGGGAGCCACUCGCAGUCGCCCCCCAUGACGCCCCCCGGCGCGACGGCGGCGUCUCCGUCGUCUCGCCAGUCGGGCUCCAUCCAGCGCCACCUGCGCAAGUCCUCCACCAGCAGCGACACCUUCAAGGCCCUUCUCCUGAAGAAGGGGAGCCGAUCGGAGAGCAGCUUCCGCAUGUCUGCCGCUGAGGUGCUGCGCUCCACGGACCCCCGCUCGCAGCGCACGCGCUCCGAGUCCGCCAUCCCGGACUCCCCGCUGCCAUCGUCGUCCUCCUCGCCCCCCCAUAGCCCCCGCGCCUCGCCGGGCCGAGGAAAACGGGCAGCGGAGGAGUGGAGCCGCUACGAGGCGCUCGCCCUGUCGCCGCCCGCGUCCUCCGCCUUCAAGUACGGGCGCUCGCGUACGCCCCCUUCGGCCGCCAGCAGUAAGUACAACGCCCGAUGUCGGAUCCUCAGCAGCCCCAUGACCGUCAUCUGCGAGCGAGACGGCGAGUACGCCGAUGCCAACGGCACUUUAUCAGACGACAGCGGGAGUUAGGGACUCUCGCCGCACUAGAACCAAACGUGGCCUGAGGUUUUUGGGGGCUUCAUUUUGGUUAUUCCGUUAAUGUUUUUUUGGGGGGGGGGUCGUGUAAUUUACUUUAUUCUGUUAAAAUUAGGAUGUGUUUGGAAAGUCACUGCAUACUUAGCAAUAGACAUCCUUCAGUCAACUCCAGGGAACAAUUCAGUCAUACACGUUGAGGUUUUUCUUGGUGCAGCAAUCGUUCAUGAACCGUUGCAUGAUCGUUUUGUUUUGAAUAUUGAAUUUCAUAUUCGGAUACACUGCGGCGGGGGCGUAACAAACGACUCACAGAAACCAGACUCCAGCUCCUGAUGUCACGCAUUAGGCCACGCCCCCUAAAGGCAACCAUUAAGCACAAAUCCUAAAAUAUGUACACAAAUGACACUUUUUUGGGGGGUGUUUGAUAUACGGUGCUAUUUUCUUUGUUGAAAACAUGACACAGAUGAAAAACUCUCGAGUCAAGAUUCCACUGCGAUUACUCCGUCUAAUGCUCUCGCUUGCGACAAAGGAAAGCCAGUCGCCGAUGCACUUUUCAGCCCUUCAUAAAAGGUCAGCAAAUCACGCGCCACCCCACCAAGCCCCGCUUCUUAAAGGCACAUGCACGUACACAGACACCACACAUUUGUUUUUUAAAUACAUUUUAUGCUUGUACUUAUUUUUGUUCAAACUUGUUUACAAAGAUGAUAGAAAGGGGUCAAACUCUAUUUUUUUAAAUAUAUUGUUGCAGAGGGUCUGGAACUGACAGUGUCCCUGCCCUGUAUCCUAUUUUGAAAUUUGUCUGUCGGGUAAGAAAGUUGACAGUGACUUUCCAAACGCGCUGUCCACUCAGUCGUCUCCGUUCCAGUAGGCUCAUAAAUCUGUUCAAUUGUAGAUUUUGCACUGUGCAUAGUUUUCCUGUUGUCUUCGUUUGCCGUGCGUUUGUUGAAAAUAAUGUUUAUUCAAAACAAGCUCAUUGAUGUUUUCCAACCUGAACUUCUCGUGGUCGACGUGGUUACCAAAGAGCCAAACUUCUCUCAGACGGAAGCCACAUGAAUUGUCGUUGACCCUUUCAGAGCUUGUCCCGAUACUUUUAUAUUGUUGAGUAUGUAAAUAAAUAGAAAACGAAUGUUUUAAGUCA
Hippocampus zosterae (dwarf seahorse) is the source of this 7620-nucleotide messenger RNA. RefSeq names its product NHS-like 1b (gene nhsl1b). The transcript has 8 exons. The record is from RefSeq and is a predicted model, not a curated record. Lineage: Eukaryota; Metazoa; Chordata; Actinopteri; Syngnathiformes; Syngnathidae. Gene Ontology annotation, biological process: cell differentiation. Bases 2391 to 6479 code for a protein of 1362 amino acids.